AUGACCACAGGACGUAUGCAUGCAUACUAUCAGAAGAAAAGGGAUGAACUUUAUCGAAAGAUGGUUAUUGAAAGAAUUAGCAUUGAUGGUAACGUCUUUGACAAAGACAUGGAAUACCGAUACGAAAAGUUGAAGUUCAAAGUCGUUCGUUUUGCAAUGGACAAAAUAAGAGAAAACACGAUCUAUUCUCUUCGAACUGGAUUUGUGACAAGAGGAGAGAACUGUAACUGCGCUGAUCGUAUCAAUUACAAGCUACCUUGUCCCUGUGUAAUUGCUGCAAAUUCGGAUGUUCUCCCUCUCGAAGUAGUCCAUAAGCGCUGGAGACUUGAAUUUGAUGAAAAUUUUGAUGGAUUAGAAGAUAAGUAUAGCUUAGAUAAGACGGUUGAGGAGAAAGAAGAAAAAGAGACUACUUUUUAUAGAGAUCCCAAAAAAGAAGAAACGUCUGUCCAACAUGAUGAUAAAAGUGAUGUUGUUUCAGUCGUAUCAGUCAGUGAUGAGGAAAAAGAUAAUGAUUACAGUUUUAUACCACUUGCGGACGAUGAAAAAUUCGAACAAAAGCAAAAUAGUGAAGAACCCGUACAAAGAAGAACCGACUCCUCUACGCAGCAGCAAAUAGCAGAUGCAUCGACUGUUUUAGAAGAAACUAAUGAUAAAAUUUCAAAUCCUGCUAUCAAAAGAGAUCAGUUGAAACCUCCUACAGCUAAUUCCAAUAGAAAAGGCAGAACCUCUGCAAAAGGAGUAAAAAGUGGAACAAAACGACUACAAAUAGCGAAAGAAUUGUUUGAAGAAAGUCAAAAAAAAGGACAUUAA
Mucor mucedo is the source of this 810-nucleotide messenger RNA. RefSeq lists its product as uncharacterized. The transcript has 6 exons. Bases 1 to 810 code for a protein of 269 amino acids. The record is from RefSeq and is a predicted model, not a curated record. NCBI's taxonomy places the organism in Eukaryota, Fungi, Mucoromycota, Mucoromycetes, Mucorales, Mucoraceae.